Molecule: messenger RNA, 2678 nt
Organism: Coregonus clupeaformis (lake whitefish)
Lineage: Eukaryota; Metazoa; Chordata; Actinopteri; Salmoniformes; Salmonidae
Product: growth hormone-regulated TBC protein 1-A-like
Exons: 8
Coding region: 829-2121 (430 amino acids)
Source: RefSeq, a predicted model, not a curated record
AAAAAUGAAUGGUGGAAAAACGAUUGGAACCCAUUUCCCUGUUUGACCGCUAGGUUUUAUGGGUAUUAUGACAUCUACACUGUGGGGCUCUAUCAGAGUGUGGAAAGUAGGCCACAGUCUUUUGUGUGUAAAUCCAUAACAUUGACAUAAAGGCACAACACUGGCAUAUGUUGUGACCAGGCUUGAUAGAAUAAAUAAGGCCACUGAGGAUGGAAAGCGAAACAAGAACUCUAUUUAGACAAAAACAAAACAUUUGAUCAUCACAGUUGGCACUUUAAAGCUUGUGAUGUUCAAAAAUGCCAUUGAGCUCAUAGGCCAUAUAAUAUAUAGGCCUAGAGUAGUGAAUUACAGCAGUAGACUUUAGGCCUACAGUAUGGGUUGAAUGUAGAAUUUACUGAAGGGAUCCAUUUACCUGAGGUGGGGGGCGUUUACAAAGAUCAAUGCCCCGCCUCCCGAUCAAUCAUUGGUGAGGUAGAUGGGUGAAAGGUGAGGUAGGGCAGAAGAAUCGUACGCAAUUGAUGUAUGGGCUGAAGAGUGGUAGUAGACUAACGUAUUUUCCAAUAUUUUUUUGUUUCAACAUUUUAUGACACGAUAUGUAUUUCACAUUAGCCUGCAAGUUGUUUUGGGACAUGAUUAACUUUGGAGCAUCCGUGUAGUCACAGUGCGUCGUUUUUUGCUCCCGCUGACUGACAGCUGGCAACGUAUGGUAGGUAGGUAGUUGGUCAUGGAUUUCUAAUGUAACUGCAAACUAUUCGAGUUGGUGGAUCAGACAAUUUACUUCGAGAGUGCGUUUUCACAUUUUACCGUAAAUUCCGAGGAGUUCACGCUAUGGAGAGUGAAACGAACGGAAACUUAACUUCCCAGCUUCACCUGAACAACAGCACCAAUGCGAAUGACAGGGUGGACUCCUAUGGGUUUGAGAAGCCUGAGGGUUAUGAAUCCUAUGAGGAGAUGAUGGCUCAGUAUGUAGCCGUUCUCACCAGGAGGUCUGCCAAGUGGUCCAAACUCCUGCAGGGGAAAGUCAACGUGGAAAAGACCCUGAAGGUGAAGCGGUACGUGCGUAAAGGUGUGCCCAAGGAGCACCGAGCCCAGAUCUGGAUGGCAGCCAGCGGGGCCCAGGAGCACCUGGAGAAGAACCCAGGAUACUACCACUCUCUGCUGGGCACCGAGCAGCAGCACGACGCCAAGCUGGAGGAGACCGUCCGCAUAGACAUGCACAGGACGUUCCCCGACAACGUGCAGUUCCGGAACAGCUCAGAGCCCUGUCUGCAGAAGGCCCUGUACAAUGUGCUGCUGGCGUACGGACACCACAACCAGGUUGUGGGAUACUGCCAGGGUAUGAACUUCAUUGCAGGCUACCUCAUCAUCAUCACUAAGGAUGAAGAGAAGUCCUUCUGGCUGAUGGACGCUUUAUUGGGAAGAAUACUCCCUGACUACUACAACCCGGCCAUGCUGGGGUUGAAGAUGGACCAGGAGGUGUUGGGGGAGCUGGUGAGGGUCAAAUCCCCGGCUGUGUGGCAGGCCAUGGUCCAACACAACGUCAUGUGGACCCUGGUGGUCUCCCGAUGGUUCAUCUGCCUCUACAUCGACGUCCUGCCUGUAGAGACAGUUCUGCGGAUCUGGGAUUGCUUGUUUUAUGAGGGUUCUAAGAUCCUGUUCCGCGUGGCCUUGACUCUGAUUCGCCACCACCAGGCUGAGAUCCUGCAGGCCCGCUCCAUGGUCGAGCUGUGUGAGCGCUUCAAACUGAUCACUCAGGGAGCCUUUACAUACGACUGCCACACCUUCAUGAAGGAAGUCCUCCUUUCUCUUCUUCCUCAUAUUGACAGGAAGUCCUCCUUUCUCUUCUUCCUGACAUUGACAGGAAUCCUCCUUUCUCUUCUUCCUGACAUUGACAGGAAAUCUUCAGGGAACCAGGAAGUCUCUCCAUGGCAACCAUCUCUAAGCUGCGGGAGACGUGCCGAGAGCGUAUUGUGGCGGAGGAGACCAGAUUCCACCCCUGACCACUCCUCCACCACUAAUAACCUCCCUAAAGCAAUAGCCCUGCGCAUGUUCCAGGUCAUCUUUAUUUGCCCUCACGCUAAACAGAUCAUCAGAUCUCACAAUCCCUGGAGAAAUGUGUAAUAUCUCAGGAACCGUAUGAUGACAUGGCAAUCUUCUGAGAUGCUAAAAUGGGCUGAGCGAUUGUAGUACCCCAACUGAAGAUUAUUUGUUGUUCUCAGGUAGCGAUUCUUUGCAUUGUGAGAAGCAAAAACUGUAAUUUUGUACUUUUCCUGUGGUAGGAUCAUGGGAACAAUAGGUUGUGAUUUGACAGUGGAGAAGGGUUGUAGAUAAUGGUGUCAAUUCUGAAAUGAAGUCACAGGCUGUAGUCCACUCCUCCACCCUCCCUGAAGUGUACCAUCAUUCACUCCCAUCCAGGAAUCGCCUGGGAAAAUAAACUCUAGCCCAUACUUACACCAUACAAAUGCUUUAAAUCCAUGAGGGACAGUAAGCAAGUGCAUACUUAGGCCCGAAUCCUAACUUGAUCUGUGCGCUAAUCUUCCAUUGAAUGCAUGAAUUACAGUUUGUUAAGCUUGUGCAAUCAUACCUCGUUAGGAUUUGACUUCUUAGGGUGUAAGGUUUAGGAAUUGGACCUUUCGACUCUGUUUUUGCCACAAUAAAGGGCUGCUCUCUCACAAUUA